CUGAUCUAUUUUCUCCUUUGAAUUCCGUUUCCCCUUUGUUCAUUCUCCACAUUUUGUUUGGAUUCCCAGAGAAAACUCGUUUAAUUUUACCUUAAUUUUUGGUUGCAUUUGUUCUGCCAACAUUCGUCAUUUGCAGGUUUUUUUCCCCGACCUGUAAUCAUUAAUUUUAUCCGUUUCCCCUUUCGCAGGCGUCUGCAAGUGAUUUGUACUGAAAACAGGUCUCCAGAUGCAGUCACAAAGGAAACCUCCGACAGAGCUUCCAACAAUGGAGCCGCAAGAUGGAGAAAUUUUGCCACUUUCAGGCAAACCCUACCAUGCUUUUAUUCUUUCUAAAUCGCAUGUCGCUCCCAUAUGUAGUUUGGUUUUGCCAGCUAAAUUCCAUUCUAUUUUACCUGCUAUUGUAAUCCCUGCGGUUCUUUUCUGUCAAGGCAAGAAAUGGACGAUAGAUUAUUAUGGGAACCGACGUGGUAAGGCACUCGAUACAAAACAGUGGAGGAAAUUUGUUAAUGAUAACCGUCUCAAGUCUGGAGAUGCUUGUGUAUUUGAGCUCAUGGAAUGCAGCAGCAGCAUACUUAAAUUUAGAGUUCAAAUUCUCAGAGGUGACAUACCUUUCCAGCUGCACGACAAGUUCAGUGGGGAGACGAAAGACACCCCCAUAUACCUCGAGUAGCUUCCCUUUCUGUGGUUCCUUACUUUUCAAAAGUUCUGACUUGCCGACAUCAUAUCCACUUGAUAUUUAGGGAACCUUCAAAUACAUGUUUUAGGAAGCAGGGAGAAACCAGACAUGGAACAACUCAUGCUUACUCAUCCCCCUUCUUGUACCGUGUGUUGUUGCAACAUCAUUAACCAUGACUGCUGAAAAGAGUAGACAUUAAGGCAAGCAUAAAUUAGACCAUUAUAUUUUAUUGGAUGAUACAAUAUUAAAUUUACUUUCAUCCAUCAGCUUAAACUUUUGGGUCAAUCAACGAUUUAACAUAGUAUCUUAACAGGUGGUCAAAGAGAUCAUGUAUUCGAACUCUUGUAAUGUUAUGUCGUUCCUAGUUAAUAUUGAUUUUCAUUUGUUGGAUCUUCUACAUAUUUCAAGCUCACAAUUGAGUCAAUUUAUCUUCA
Molecule: messenger RNA, 1110 nt
Organism: Benincasa hispida (wax gourd)
Lineage: Eukaryota; Viridiplantae; Streptophyta; Magnoliopsida; Cucurbitales; Cucurbitaceae
Product: B3 domain-containing protein Os04g0386900-like
Molecular function (GO): DNA binding
Source: RefSeq, a predicted model, not a curated record